UAUAUUUUUUUUAAGUAUAAUUUCUUGGGGGCGUGGUUGUGUCGUAUGUAUGUAUUUGUAUGUAUAGUUUUCGGAAUACUGCUUUGACUACUUCAUUUGCUCAAAUCGGAUUCGAGCAGGAAGGCUCGAGGCUCGAGCGUAUCUGUAGUCGCAACUCUUUUUCCACGGCUCUGCGUCGCGUGUUUUGAACGACGGAGAUAAACGGACCACUGAACAGUUAACUGACCACGAACCGUGACGAGCUGUAGUUUUAAGUUUUGAUUCUUUUUCAAUUAUUUUUUUUCUUCGAACUUUGACAGUCGCAAAAGCAUUAACGAUGAGAAGUGAGGUACUCGCAGCUGAGUCUGUGUCAUGCCUAAGCAAAACUCUUUGCCACCUGAAGGACAUUUGGGAGGAGAUCGGAAUACCAGAGGAUCAGAGACUACAAAGAACUAAUGUUGUGAAGAAUCACAUAAAGGGUUUACGAGAUAUGAUGAUCAAAGAAGAGGAAUCCCUGAGGAAUAGAAUUAUGAGCAGUAUUCAGGACAGCAAAAAUCAACUGGAGGAGCUCUGUCUUGACCUUCAGAUUCCUAUACAUCAGGACGAGGUAGGUCUUACAAUGCUCCAGCAAGAGAAUAGCCUCCGCACCCAAGUCGAUGGUCUCUUAACUGAGAAGACAAGUCGCAUGCAGCAGCUGAAGGCUCUGCGGGAGCAGGACCAGGAGCUGUGUGACAUCCUCUGCUCCAUUCCAUUCUGCAUCUCCCCUGAUUCUGUUCCCUCAAAGGACCAACUGAAUAGCUUUGAGCAACAUAUAGCUAACCAGAAUGCUGAGAAGGCAAAUCGCUAUGCUCAAUUAAUGGGCCUCAAGAAGCAGAUCAUCUUGUGCAUGAAGGACCUGGAUUACAUCCCAGAGACCAGCUUUGAGAAGGACGUUGUCUGUAAGCAAGAAGACCUUUUCUGCCUCUCUCGAGAUAAUAUUACUUCACUCAAACUGCUUCUUUGUAAGGCAUUGAGAAACUUCGGAUGCGUCUCUUUUGAUGUUCACAAAGCGCCACGAUUCCUCACACCGAAACAAGUUUAUCCAUGGCUAGAGAAAGACAAGGCAGAGAACGAGGCAGCAUGUGAGGCCCUUCGGGAUAAGAUCCAGCAGCUGUGGGACAGACUGCAGGUGUCGCAGGAGGAAAGAGAAGUCUUCAAGGAACACAUGGUCAUGUGCAAGAAGAGUAAUCUGAAGGCGUUGCAAGCAGGGAUAGAUCGUCUGGAGGAACGAAAACGGAACAAUAUUUGCCAUGUCACUGAUGCCAUGCGCUCUGAGAUCGCUGUGUUUUGGGAAAAGUGCUUCUUCAGCACUGAGCAGCGGCAGGAAUUUUCCCCAUAUUUUAGUCAGGAUUUCACCGAGGAGCUACUAAGUUUGCAUGAUGCAGAGAUUCAGCGUUUGAGGCAGCAUUAUGAGAAUCACAAAGAGAUUUUUGAUGGGGUUCAUCAGUGGAAAGAAAACUGGAGACUCUUCCUGGAGUUAGACAAAAAAGCAACAGAUCCAUCAAGGUUUAAAAAUAGAGGAGGAAAUCUUCUCAAAGAGGAGAAGCAACGGGCUGAACUGCGCAAAAAUCUGCCAAAGCUGAAAAAGAAACUAAAAGGCCAAAUUGAUGCAUUUGAAAGUGAGCAAGGAAGUGAGUUUUUGGUUAAUGGCCAGAAGUUUCUUCAGUAUGUGGCAGAACAGUGGCAAGUGCAUCAAUCCGAGAAAGACAGAAAAAAACUAGAAAGACAUCUGAAGAAAAGCAAGCAGACUGAAGAGGAGACUCUGUACGGAACACCACAAACCCCCAAGCGCAGAUUGCUGGGAAACAAUACCCCAAAUAAAUCAAAAUGGAUGAAUGCCUCCUCCAGUGUUUCUGUGGCCACAUCCAACAGUACAACACCGUCUGUCUACAGUGGGAAUGUCUGUCGUUCACCGGUGCCACGCUCACCAAGGAGACAACCACCUCUUCACAUAGUUUUACAUUUACAUUUUUAAAACCGUCUUACAAUUUUGUGCCUGUUCCAGUGCCGUUGACAGCAAUAGAUGACCAAUUCAUUUUUACUGGGACAAUCACUGCCAACCUCUCCCAAUCAACAUUGAUUGGACGUCUUUCGCCGCCUACUGCAGCGAUUAUGUUAAUUUAUUGAAUAACAAUCAAGCAGUUACAGCAGUAGGAAGGUUUUUGGUCUGUUUCCCAUAGACUUUAAAAAUCUAUAUAUUAAGAAGUCUAUGCUGUUUCCUUAGUUUCAAUGUUUCAAGUGGUAAUAUGCCAAAUACUCAUAUUUUGUUCUUUUUAUUAUAUUGGAUUACUGUCACUGAUUGUUGGUACUUAUAUAUUGAAUAUUCAGAAUAAACAUAAUCAGGUUAGUAUGUGGUCACUGUAAAAAGUUCCAUUUUUAGAGCGGAUCUGUUUCAUCAAUCACAGUCAAUGGCAGCCAAUGAGUAAAUUAAAUCAAUAUUUUUGAGUGGAUUUUGAUCACAUCCCUGAAGGCCAUUUAAUUGGUUUUAAAAACAUUGAUCCUCAUAUUUUUUCCCGCGACGGGUUUAUAAAGUUAGGUUCGUACUGCAGGUCUUGUGGUUGGGUUGCAAGGAAGAAAGAGUUGAACAAUAAAUGGAGACGUGAGGAUGUGAAGAGAAGACGCUCGUCUCGUGUGUUCAUUCAGCUUUAUUCUAGGGAUACAAUCUAGAAUAAAACAGUCUUAAUUUGAUAAUACUUACAGUAAUGUUGUAUCUUUUUUUUUGGCGUGCCUGUUCAGACUGCCUUUGUCCAUUGUAGGCCGUCAGGUCACCUACCUUUUCGUUCAGUUUCGCUCCGCUACCAGGGGCACUAAAUAAUUUCUUCUUCAUAAAACAGAUUUAUUAGUUCUAAGAAUCCGUGGAGUUCACCCUCUGAAAACGUGUCAAUUUUUUGUUGACGGUGUUGAAACCCCGGGAGUAUUUUUGCGUUGAGGCGCAUUGAUCUCUGGUGUUCGCGUAGUGCCAUUAGGUCGGGAGUGGUGUGAUUUUGGUCACAUGAGCCAAUCAGGUAGCCGCUUUCUCCUCACCAUAACAACCAGAUAUCAAAAUGGCGACUGCAACAUCGGAGAGCGAAGACGAGCGAAUGGAGAAAAAAGUUAAAAAGAGCGCAGAAAGUGGGAAAUAAACGAUGCUACAUGCAUCUUUUUUCCGUGAAGAAUGAGGACGUCUUGGACGUCACUUUUCAACGGUGGAACACGUACAGAACCUGCUUUAAAAAGUGGCUUUGUCUUCACGGCGCUAACAAGGAUCUUUCAGGAAUAUACAAACAUUGCGUGGAUAUGGAUUUUGAAAAUAUUCCUGGUGACGCUGGAUUCCACACUACAUGCUACCGGCGUUUUACUGAUAAACAGAAAGUGUUAAAGGCUGAGAAAAAAUUCGCACGUACUGGGGGAGAGCCAUCUGCAGCCGCGAGCCAUUCUGACCCCCCUGCGAGUACUAGCGAAGUUGCAGAAGCGUCUGAAACUCCCAGAAAAAAAUUCGUUCCCGUUCAGGUUUGCCCAUCGCUUCUGCUGGCCCUGUCCUUCCAGCCAUCUGCAUCAUUUGUAAAAAAGUGUCAAAGUAUGCUCGUUUGGGAUCGGAAGGCAAACGGCAGCGGGAUCAUCUCGCCAAAGCAGAGGCAUUGUCGGCAGGCCGGUUGCUGCAGGCAGCAGAGAUGAAGAAAGACUCUUCAAUCCUUCAACAUAUCAAAGACAAAGACUGUGUUGCAAUGGAGGUGCGAUACCAUAAAUCCUGUUACCGAGAUUACACCAGGUUCCUAACCAAGUCAACAGCAGCAGAAACUGCAACGAGGGACGAAGAACUAUGAGUUAUUACAUUGCACUAUUCCAUUGACACUUUGCUAAAAUUACACAUUUCAAAGACAACCCUAUGCUGAGAGCUACAAACUCUUUUGUGAACAAGUGGUCCGUCAAAGGAUUAUCGUUGACAAAGAAGUGCUCAGAAUGGACAAGCUAAAAAGGUUGUUCGUGAACACCGUGAAGAACCAUGAGGAUCUUGAUGCUUCAGACUACAAGUAGGUUUUGCUGAAAAGAUUGAAGCGCGAUUUCCUCCAGUUGGUUUUUCACACCCCUUUCCAGCGCAACAUGUCUGAAAUGUUUUUUUUUUUUUUUUUUUGAGACAUUAUCAACAACAGACAAACUUUUAGACAGGAUACCUCAGUCAUCGGGUACAUCAGCUACCGAAUCUACUGAGGUAAGCCAAGAAAGUGACACUGAAAAAAUGGAUAGCACAACAUCAGGUUGGAAAACCAGCUCUGGGCCCAAGUGUUUGUUCAGCCCUCUUUGGCAUCCAUACAUUCACAGGUUGUGACUCGACCAGGGCCUUUCAUGGCAAGGGCAAAACAAAGACAUUUUCUCUUGCUUGUCAGCAAGUAGAAUACCUGACUGCGUUUACAUAUCUAAGUAGUAGUUUUAACCUUGACCAGUCUACAUUUGAGGCAUUGAGCAAAUAUAUGUGCCAUCUAUAUGGCCAGUCAACUGCCAAAAAUGUCAACUAUGCAAGAUACAAGGCAUUCUGUAUGGCAUCGUCAGCUUUGCCAGAACUGUCCAUUCCUCCAACAAGUGAUGCUCUCUUCCAACACAGCAAAAGGGCAAACUACCAAGCAGCAGUAAUGCAACAUUCUCUGACUGGGCUGAUGUGUGCCCCUUCACCAAUUGGCAAUGGAUGGGACAUUGAGGAUGGUGAAUUAACAGUAAAAUGGAUGACUAGAAAUCAUGCCCCAGAUAGUGUGCUACAGGUAGUCCACUGUGGUUGCAAGAUAAGCAAGUGUGAGACUGAAAGAUGUUCAUGCUUGUCUGCAAAAAUGUCUUGUACAGAUUUAUGCCACUGCCAGAACUGUGAAAAUAUUUCAAAGGAAACAGAAAGAGGCACAUGGGAUAAUGACACUGAUGAUAGUGAUAUUGAUGAGUAAUCACCCACCAUGUAAAAUCUGUCCUAAGUUUUGGUUCAUUAUCAAGAUGGUACUCUCCAUUUUAACCCUUUUAAAACAAAAAAAAUGUCUGUAUUGCCUUUUCCCAAAACAUAGACCUUUGUUCAAUUUGACUGCCAAAAAAGAUGGAUGUUCCAAUGAAGUGCCAUGGUUUUAUUGUGAAUGCACAUUUGAUAUAUGUAAAUAUAUAUAUUUUUUGUGUGUGUGUGUGAGGCAGGGGUGGGGGUGUAAAUGACAUGCUGUGACAUAAUCUGACACUUUAAUAAAUACUCUUUGUUACAAUUAUCUGGGCUCUUAAUGCAUUUAUUUUCAUCCAGUCCAUUUUGCCUUGUUCCAGUUAUGAGGUGCAUGGUAGGAUUUUCAGCCAUUUUUGGCCAA
Messenger RNA from Corythoichthys intestinalis (scribbled pipefish), 5321 nucleotides. RefSeq names its product protein regulator of cytokinesis 1-like. The record is from RefSeq and is a predicted model, not a curated record. Gene Ontology annotation, cellular component: mitotic spindle midzone; cytoplasm; spindle. Lineage: Eukaryota; Metazoa; Chordata; Actinopteri; Syngnathiformes; Syngnathidae. Gene Ontology annotation, molecular function: microtubule binding. The transcript is spliced from 16 exons. Bases 317 to 1993 code for a protein of 558 amino acids. Gene Ontology annotation, biological process: mitotic spindle midzone assembly; microtubule cytoskeleton organization.